Messenger RNA from Aspergillus niger, 684 nucleotides. RefSeq lists its product as hypothetical. The transcript has 3 exons. Lineage: Eukaryota; Fungi; Ascomycota; Eurotiomycetes; Eurotiales; Aspergillaceae. The record is from RefSeq and is a predicted model, not a curated record. Bases 1 to 684 code for a protein of 227 amino acids.
AUGCGCAACUCACUGACCCUAAACACUAGGGAUUAUCAUGCAGAAAAUACCCUUCACUGUGUUCAUCAUUGCCCGUCUCCAUCUUUCCCUACAACCUCUUCUACCUUCUCCUCUGCACCUCUUUCUAUAUUCCCAUCUUCUUUACUAUUCCGUCAGGGGACCUGUUCCCUCACUUCAUUUCUCAAUACCAACUGCCGCUACGACCACAUUAUUUACCUUUCACCUACAAGUGAACCCCGGCCGGGUCUCAGGUCCUCGCUGAUUAUCUGGCACCCUGGACUCCUAAGUAACUACCAAACGGGCUUUGAACAGCCCGACAAACACCAGGAAGCAGCUAAAUAUGCUCUAAUAGUUUAUCGGCUGAGUGACUUCUCCGAUGACAUAAAGUGGAAGAUUAGUUUCAGCACGAUCGAAGAGCAGCAUGUAUUCCUCCGGCUUCUGCACCUUGAUGAUACCAACGAAGAGUACAAACGGCUUGCGUCGAAGAAAGAGAAGGCCAGGAAUAAACGGUCCUUGUUGCGAUCAGGAACGACACCUCUUUCGGAGAAGAUUACUUCUCCGGCCGUUCAGAAUAAAGAGAAAUUGACUGGUAGUGGAGAAUCGAAUACAAAGCCUCAGCAAUUCAAAGAUCCCCAACAAAAGUCAGCGGACGCCAAAAUCGAGAAUAAGAAUUCCAGUCCAUGA